CUCCCCGGGCCCUGGUCGCCGGCGUGACUUUGAACGCUCGGGCUGCGGUGCGGGUUGCGGAGCGGAGCCGGAGCCGCGGGACCUUCGUACUUGCUCCGUGUUUGCCAUGAGGCUGCUGGGAGCAGCCUUCGCCUCGGCGGUGGGCCGCGGGCCGCUCCCGCGGGUCCCGGCCGCCCUGGGCUGGCGGGGGAAGCAGGUUAAUUGGAAGGUCUGCAGAUGGUGUUCAUCAGGGAAGAUUCCUAAUGAGAGGAUAAGAAAUAUUGGAAUCUCAGCUCACAUUGAUUCUGGGAAAACGACAUUAACAGAACGAGUGCUUUACUACACUGGCAGAAUUGCAAAGAUGCACGAGGUGAAAGGUAAAGAUGGAGUUGGUGCUGUCAUGGACUCCAUGGAACUAGAGAGACAAAGAGGAAUCACUAUUCAGUCAGCGGCCACCUAUACCAUGUGGAAAGAUGUCAACAUCAACAUCAUAGAUACUCCUGGGCAUGUGGACUUCACAAUAGAAGUUGAAAGGGCCCUGAGAGUGCUGGAUGGCGCAAUCCUUGUUGUCUGUGCAGUCGGAGGGGUGCAGUGCCAGACCAUGACUGUGAAUCGGCAGAUGAAGCGCUACAAUGUUCCGUUUCUCACUUUCAUUAACAAACUGGACCGAAUGGGCUCCAACCCCGCCAGGGCGCUGCAGCAAAUGAGGUCUAAACUAAAUCAUAAUGCAGCAUUUGUGCAGAUACCCAUUGGUUUGGAGGGUGACUUUAAAGGUAUUAUAGAUCUUAUUGAGGAACGAGCCAUCUAUUUUGAUGGAGACUUUGGUCAGAUUGUUCGCUAUGGGGAAAUUCCAGCGGAAUUCAGGGCUGCGGCAGCUGACCACCGCCAGGAGCUGAUUGAAAGUGUUGCUAAUUCAGACGAGCAGCUUGGUGAGAUGUUCCUGGAAGAAAAGAUCCCCUCAAUUUCUGAUUUAAAGCUUGCAAUCCGCAGAGCUACUUUAAGUAGGUCAUUUACUCCUGUCUUUUUGGGAAGUGCCUUGAGGAACAAAGGAGUUCAGCCUCUUUUAGAUGCUGUUUUAGACUACCUCCCAAAUCCAUCUGAAGUCCAGAAUUAUGCUAUGCUCAACCAGGAGGAUGACUCAAAAGAAAAAACCAAAAUCUUAAUGAACUCCAACAGAGACAAUUCCCACUCAUUUGUAGGCCUGGCUUUUAAACUGGAGGCAGGUCGAUUUGGACAACUAACUUAUAUUCGCAAUUAUCAAGGAGAGUUGAAGAAGGGGGACACCAUCUACAACACGAGAACAGGAAAGAAAGUGCGGGUGCAACGGCUGGUUCGCAUGCAUGCUGACAUGAUGGAGGAUGUUGAGGAAGUAUUUGCUGGAGACAUCUGUGCAUUAUUUGGCAUUGACUGUGCUAGUGGAGACACAUUCACAAACAAAGAUAAUAGUGGACUUUCUAUGGAGUCAAUUCAUGUUCCUGAUCCUGUCAUUUCAAUAGCAAUGAAGCCUUCUAACAAGAAUGAUCUGGAGAAAUUUUCAAAAGGUAUUGGCAGGUUUACAAGAGAAGAUCCCACAUUUAAAGUCCACUUUGACACCGAGAGCAAAGAGACAAUUGUAUCUGGAAUGGGAGAAUUACACCUGGAAAUCUAUGCUCAGAGGAUGGAAAGAGAAUAUGGCUGCCCUUGUAUCACAGGAAAGCCAAAAGUUGCUUUCAGAGAGACCAUUACUGCCCCUGUCCCGUUUGAGUUUACACAUAAAAAGCAAUCGGGUGGUGCAGGCCAGUUUGGAAAAGUGAUAGGUGUCCUGGAGCCUCUGGAGCCAGAGAACUACACUAAGUUGGAGUUUUCAGAUGAAACAUUUGGGUCAAAUAUUCCCAAACAAUUUGUGCCUGCUGUAGAAAAGGGGUUUUUGGAUGCCUGCGAGAAGGGCCCUCUGUCUGGUCACAAACUCUCUGGGCUCCGGUUUGUCCUGCAAGAUGGAGCGCAUCACAUGGUUGAUUCCAAUGAAAUCUCUUUCAUCCGCGCAGGAGAAGGGGCGCUUAAACAAGCCUUAGCAAAUGCAACAUUAUGUAUUCUUGAACCCAUUAUGUCUGUGGAAGUUGUGGCCCCGAAUGAAUUUCAGGGAACAGUGAUUGCAGGAAUUAACCGGCGCCAUGGGGUAAUCACCGGACAAGAUGGAGUUGAGGACUAUUUUACACUGUAUGCAGAUGUCCCUCUAAAUGAUAUGUUUGGUUAUUCCACUGAGCUUAGGUCAUGUACAGAGGGGAAGGGAGAGUACACAAUGGAGUACUGCAGAUACCAGCCAUGUUUACCAGCCACACAAGAGGACCUCAUUAAUAAGUAUUUGGAAGCUACAGGUCAACUUCCUAUAAAAAAAGGAAAAGCAAAGAACUAACUUUACUCAUUUACAUUGGCUAACUUUAACUGAAUCUGCAGGGCUUGGAUAUUUUAAUAGCUCGCAGUGGAAUGAAUUCAGGCAUAAACAAGAAAUUUUAGAAGCCCUUUCUAUUAUAUUCAGGAGCUCCUAUCAUAUCAAAGUUAAUUCUGUGUAUCAGGUAUAUCUCAACUCUAUUGAAUGGUUUUAUAGUUCACUGAAAAAAACUCAAAUAAAAUAUGAUUAUUACUGUUAUAUAUUUUAUAUUUAUUUUAAGCGGGAAGAGACAUAUCAGUUACACGUCUAGGCUUAGGAUGUGUGUAACCUUCCUUUUCAAAUUUUUAUCAUAAGAAUUUUUAAUAAAGAAAAACUGAAAGAACAACCAUAUACCGUCCAUCUAGUUUCAACAAUGAGCAAUUUUGUUAACAAUUUGUUAAUCUGAUUAUUUGUUUUGCAAUAUUUGUUUUAUCUGUUUGUUGUCUAUAUGUCUCAUACUUUUAUAUUUUUAAUUUUUAAAUUUUUAAAAAAUUAUUUUUUUGCUAAACACUUGAAAGUGAAUUGCACAUAUCAUGACACUUCUUGGAGUGUCAUCUUUAACAGGCAGGCUUUUUUAUUUAAGAGUAGGUUCCAUAUGGUCUUAAUAGAGUACAUUUUUCAGAUUCUUCAUUGGUAUAUUAAAAUGCCUUCUAAAUUUCUAGCUGUUUUAUGUAGAGCUGAUUGUUUUCAUCUGCAAAUGUGUAGCUGCCUUCUUUUAGGAGUGUUGAUGUUUCUUUCUUGUGGACCUAUGAGGUAAAAAACAGGCCCUUGCACAUGCAAUUCUCACUUAUGUUCAUCUGAAGGUUUCUGCAGCUCUAAAUAAUGAAAUACACGUUUCAGAGUUCCUGCCUAAUCAGUUCAUUCACCUACUGAGUGCUAGUUGAAUUUGGAAUUUAUCAUAUUAUACUCAUUGAGAUCAUGAAAGAACAAAUGUUAAGCUUUUGUUUUUGAAAUAAGUUGGACUUCCCUGGCAAUUCUACCAUAUUGUUCAGAAUCGCUUCAUCCCGAAAUCAUGUGAUGUAACAGACUUAUCCAAAUUAUUUUCCUUAGUGAAUAAUGGAAAUAAAAUAACGUUUAAAUUCC
Molecule: messenger RNA, 3469 nt
Organism: Myotis lucifugus (little brown bat)
Lineage: Eukaryota; Metazoa; Chordata; Mammalia; Chiroptera; Vespertilionidae
Gene: GFM1
Product: G elongation factor mitochondrial 1
Exons: 18
Coding region: 107-2371 (754 amino acids)
Biological process (GO): mitochondrial translational elongation
Cellular component (GO): mitochondrion
Molecular function (GO): GTP binding; translation elongation factor activity; GTPase activity
Source: RefSeq, a predicted model, not a curated record